UCGAGCCGCCAAAGAAAAGCCGCACGCCCUACCAACCCUGCAACGUGUACGCAGGCAGGGAACACAUCACCCACCCCCGUCGAAUCCAGCUGUGCGAGCUACCACCCGCCCAAGGGCCCCUACAAGAAGCCAGCAGCCGCUGCAGGUAGCCAAAUAUGUCGGAUUCCCCCCAAUCCAAUCCUAAGGAUGUCGAACAAGGUGUACAGGACGCCGACGAGGAAGCACAAAUGAACGAUCCCCAAGACCCACAUUCCAGCGGGCUCGCCUAUGAGUUCGAGGUAAAAGAGCAGGACCGGUGGCUGCCCAUAGCCAAUGUCGCCCGCAUCAUGAAGAAUGCACUCCCCGAGAACGCCAAGAUCGCAAAGGAGGCCAAGGAGUGCAUGCAAGAAUGUGUCAGCGAGUUCAUCUCCUUCAUUACGAGUGAGGCGUCUGAGAAGUGCCAUCAGGAGAAGAGGAAAACCGUCAACGGCGAAGACAUCUUGUUCGCCAUGACAUCACUAGGAUUUGAGAACUACGCUGAGGCUCUCAAGAUUUACCUCUCCAAGUAUCGAGAACAGUCCCAGUCGAAUAGGGGGGAGAACCAGCAGAACCGACCCGGCAGUCAAGGCUAUGGCGCCGCAGGGGGUGGUGCCAACCCUGGUUCGGGCACCUUCCCCGGCGGCGAGCUUGGUGGCCCGCAAGAGGGCGCAGACGCCUCUGGCUAUGCCCUGUACGGCGCCCAGCCUGGCCAUAACGGCGCUGGUGGCGAGUAUUGAUCGAUUACUCGCCGGAAAACGGGGCGCGCCCUGUUCCUUCGCCGUCCUUCAGCGGCGUGUGGCUGUUUUACGAAAUGCAUUUUCUUAUUAUUAUCUCAAAGUGUGUAUGAGUAUUGGAGGGCGUUGUAUCCUCGUGGAGGCUUGCAAGCCUCACAGCUGAUGGAACCGAGCUUGCAUGAGUUGAAUAUGGCUGGCUCUAGGGACAUGUUGGUAUAGGGGUUGGAGAGGAGACGGACGGACAUGGAAAGGGUUAAAGGGGCGGAGGACAGAAUCGGCGGUGGGAUCUACUCGAGUUUUAUCCCCCCUCGUGUCUGACCACUGCGAUAGAUUUGCCCUCCCCAACGGCGUUCUAUUUCCCCCACAUGAGACGUUAUGAGGGCAACGGGUGGAUUACGUUACUACAGGCAGUUCUUUUUGCCGUGUAAGGAAUACGGGCCCAGUGCGCCCAGGAACAGAGACAGAAGCAGAUUUACAUAGGUCUUUUCAAAUUAUUCU
Molecule: messenger RNA, 1250 nt
Organism: Phialemonium atrogriseum
Lineage: Eukaryota; Fungi; Ascomycota; Sordariomycetes; Cephalothecales; Cephalothecaceae
Product: nuclear transcription factor Y subunit B-3
Exons: 4
Coding region: 156-755 (199 amino acids)
Biological process (GO): regulation of transcription by RNA polymerase II
Cellular component (GO): nucleus; CCAAT-binding factor complex
Molecular function (GO): protein heterodimerization activity; RNA polymerase II cis-regulatory region sequence-specific DNA binding; DNA-binding transcription activator activity, RNA polymerase II-specific
Source: RefSeq, a predicted model, not a curated record